This is a messenger RNA of Puma concolor (puma), 2409 nucleotides long. Lineage: Eukaryota; Metazoa; Chordata; Mammalia; Carnivora; Felidae. The record is from RefSeq and is a predicted model, not a curated record.
AUGGCGAGGCUCAGCCGGCGCGUCUCUUGUACCCUGCUGCUCGGCCUGGCCGCGGUGCUGCUGAAGGCGCGGCUGGUCCCCGCGGCCGCUCGAGCCGAGCUCAGCCGAUCCGACCUCAGCCUCAUCCAGCAGCAGCAGCAGCAAAGGCAGCGGGAGGAGGCUGAGGAGGAGAGGCCAGAGGUGCCGGGGGCAUCCUUCACCCUCACUGUUCCAGUGUCUGUAUUUAUGCUGAAAGUACAGGUGAAUGACAUCAUCAGUCGUCAGUACCUGAGUCAAGCAGUUGUAGAAGUGUUUGUAAACUACACGAAAACAAAUUCCACAGUAACUAAGAACAAUGGAGCAGUGUUGAUAAAAGUACCCUAUAAAUUAGGGCUCAGCUUAACCAUUGUUGCUUACAAGGAUGGCUACGUGUUGACACCUCUGCCUUGGAAGACUGGAAAAAUGCCAAUAUAUUCAUCAGUUACACUUUCGCUGUUCCCGCAAAGCCAAGCAAAUAUAUGGCUAUUUGAAGACACUGUUUUAAUUACUGGAAAAUUAGCUGAUGCCAAAUCUCAACCAAGUGUUCAGUUUUCAAAAGCCUUAAUUAAACUACCUGACAACCAUCAUAUUAGCAACGUAACAGGCUAUCUUACAGUUCUACAACAAUUUUUGAAAGUGGACAAUUUCCUGUAUACAACUGGAAUUAUGCUCAAUAAAUCAGGUUUUGAAAGUACUGAAUUGACUCCUCUUGCUGCAAUAUGCGUGAAAAUAUAUUCUGGAGGAAAAGAAUUAAAGGUGGAUGGCUCUAUUCAAGUUUCUCUCCCCCUUAUACAUACAAAUGAUGUAAGUGCAGGGGAUCAGAUACCUGCCUGGACAUUUGAUAUGAACAUAGGUGCUUGGGUAAAUCAUGGCCAGGGAAUGAUCAAGGAACAUAACAAUCACUUCGUCUGGACAUAUGAUGCACCACGUUUGGGCUACUGGAUAGCUGCUCCACUUCCAGGAUCUAGAGGUUCAGGUAUAAAUGGAGACUCAAGGGAUAUAACUGCCUACCACACAGUGUUUCUUACAGCCAUAUUAGGAGGAACAAUAGUCAUUGUCAUUGGAUUUUUUGCUGUGCUUCUUUGUUAUUGCAGCAGUGUCCUCAAGAGAGACCAGACAACUUCAACAACACACAUAAAUCACAUCAGUUCAGUCAAAGUUGCAUUAAAAGCCGAGGACAAGUCACAGUUAUUUAAUGCCAAAAACUCCUCAUAUAGCCCUCAGAAAAAGGAACCAUCAAAGGCAGAAGCAGAAGAAAGAGUUUCCAUGGUAAAAACUCGGGACAAUUUUAAAGUCUACAAUGAAGAGGUUUCAUUUCUAUCAGCCAAUCCAAAUAAUUACUCAAGAAACCCAACACAGUCUUUGGAGCCCAAUGUAGGGCCCAAACAACCUAAACACAUUAACAACAAACCAUCUUCAUCUCUAGGUGAUGCACAAGAGGAAAAGAGGUAUCUCACAGGUAACGAAGAGGUAUAUGGACAUUCCCACAUUCCUGAACAGCUUAUGCACAUCUACAGCCAGCCCAUCGCCAUCCUUCAAACAUCUGACCUUUUCUCCACUCCAGAGCAGUUACAUACUGCUAAGUCAGCUACUUUGCCAAGAAAGGGACAGUUAGUCUAUGGCCAAUUGAUGGAACCAGUUAGUAGAGAGAACUUUACACAGACGUUGCCCAAAAUGCCAGUGCAUUCUCACACACAGCCCCCAGAUGCGAGGGAAGAGAAUAUUCCACUCGAAGGUCAACAGAGCCUGCCAUCCCAAACUUCAGACUGGAGCCGGUAUUCAAACAGCUUACUAGAAUCUGUUUCCGUUCCUGGAACACUAAAUGAAGCUGUUGUAAUGACUCCCUUUUCCUCAGAGCUUCAAGGAAUUUCAGAACAGACCCUCCUGGAGUUGUCCAAAGGAAAGCCUUCCCCCCAUCCUAGAGCAUGGUUUGUAUCUCUUGAUGGAAAACCAGUCGCACAAGUGAGACAUUCCUUCAUAGACCUGAAAAAGGGCAAGAGAGCCCAGAGCAAUGACACGAGUUUGGACUCUGGGGUGGACAUGAAUGAGCACCACUCAAGUAGAAAACUUGAGAGGGAGAAAACUUUCAUCAAAAGCAUGCAUCAGCCUAAGAUCCUUUACUUAGAAGAUUUAGACCUGAGCAGCAGUGAGAGUGGAACCACUGUCUGCUCCCCUGAGGACCCAGCUUUAAGACACAUUCUAGAUGGAGGGAGUGGAGCUAUCAUGGAACACCCUGGGGAAGAGUCUCCAGGAAGAAAAAGCACUGUUGAAGAUUUUGAAGCCAAUAUGUCCCCCACUAAAAAAAGGGGCAGACCACCACUAGCCAAAAAAGAUAGCAAGACUAAUAUCUGGAAGAAGCGAGAAGAACGUCCACUGAUUCCCAUAAAUUAA